AAUCGAGCUGUAGUUGGAAAGUUGAUGAGUGUACUACACACGUUGCUAUGUACUACAAUGUAGUACAUGCAAAGAGAUCUGCUCUUGGAAUGAUUUUGUGCGUGUGUUCUCACUCUUCUAUGAAUGGCUUUUAGUGGUACUAAAGGCAUCAAUAAAUACGGGAUUUUAUUCCUAAUGUGUAUUGCGUAAACUUGCUCUGAGUUGAUUCCUCGGCUAAAUUUGAGAGACCCAUCUGGGAAUUUGUGUGGUUAAUUUUCACGGUUGUCGUGUGGUGCCUAUUAAUAUUCCUGUGAUUACAUUUGAGGACCCAAUUGGGUUUUGUUGCUGUUAAAUCGUUCUUUGGAAGGUUUCUGCGAGUCAACCAACAGGUCCUCGAAUACCCACCCAUAUGGUAGUUUCUGAGUUCUCAUGGCACGUGGGCCUGUUUAGGAGGAUAGAAUGAAGAAGGUGACAAAAACUCAUUUGGGUUUUUCUGUUCCGUGAAAAUUCCUUCAAAUAUAUUGAUGUAUAAUUCCAAGAAAGAAUCUUGAGAAUUUAUAGGCUUGCCUUGCCAGAGUUCUGACUUUGUGUAUCUGAGCAAAGGAGAAAAGGAGGAAAAAAACUGAGGCGGAGAUUUUGAUCAUUCAAAUCGGGAACAUGCAAGAAAAAGAGUUGAAUGAGAUCGGGAAUUCUGAGAGAGAGGACAUCGAGCAGAUUCAAGAAGAGCCAGAGGACUUGAAGAGAGUCACACCCUGGAAGAGACAGAUAACAAUUCGAGGACUUCUAGCUAGCUUAGUUAUCGGAAUCAUUUACAGUGUGAUAGUGAUGAAGCUUAAUCUCACUACUGGGCUAGUCCCCAACCUCAAUGUCUCGGCUGCUCUCCUUGCCUUUGUCUUCAUCAGGACAUGGACUGCACUGCUCGAGAAAGCAGGAAUUGUAUCAAUUCCAUUCACUCGACAGGAAAAUACCAUAAUUCAGACUUGUGCAGUGGCAUGUUAUAGCAUUGCUGUUGGAGGUGGUUUUGGGUCUUAUCUGUUGGGUUUGAAUACAAAGACAUAUGAACAAGCAGGGGUUGAUACCGAGGGGAAUACUCCUGGGAGCACCAAGGAGCCUGGGAUUGGUUGGAUGACUGGUUUCCUUUUUGUAAGCAGCUUUGUUGGGCUGUUGGCAUUGGUUCCUAUCAGAAAGAUCAUGAUAAUUGACUACAAAUUAACUUAUCCAAGUGGAACUGCUACUGCAAUUCUCAUCAACGGGUUCCAUACUCCAAAAGGAGACGAGAUGGCGAAGAAGCAAGUUCGUGGGUUCACAAAGUUCUUUUCAUUUAGUUUUGUAUGGGCUUUCUUUCAAUGGUUCUAUUCUGGUGGAGAGCAAUGCGGAUUUGCUCAGUUUCCUACAUUUGGAUUGGAAGCUCGGAAGAACUCAUUUUACUUCGAUUUCAGUAUGACCUAUAUUGGAGCGGGAAUGAUCUGUUCCCAUCUCGUGAACUUGUCUGUACUUCUUGGUGCCGUGCUCUCUUGGGGAGUAAUGUGGCCACUGAUAAGGGGGCUAAAAGGGGAUUGGUACCCUGAAACUUUAUCGGAAAGCAGUAUGAAGAGUCUUAAUGGUUACAAGGUUUUUAUUUCCAUUUCCCUGAUCCUGGGAGAUGGGCUUUACAAUUUUCUCAAGAUACUAUACUUCACUGCCACAAAUAUCCAUGCAGAAGUGAACAAGAAGAAACUUAAAUCAUCUCCGGAUAACCAGAAUCAGCCUCUUGAUGAUCUGCGACGAAACGAGGUAUUCAUAAGAGAGAGCAUUCCCAUAUGGGUGGCAUGUACAGGGUACAUACUCUUCUCCAUUGUAUCCAUCAUUGCGAUUCCACUCAUGUUCCCUGAGUUGAAGUGGUAUUACGUAGUUGUUGCCUAUGUUCUUGCACCCUCUCUUAGCUUCUGCAAUGCUUAUGGUGCGGGUUUAACUGACAUGAACAUGGCGUACAAUUAUGGCAAAGUGGCUCUUUUUGUGCUUGCUGCCUUGAGUGGAAAAAACAAUGGCGUGGUUGCAGGACUUGUUGGCUGUGGUUUAAUUAAAUCCAUAGUUUCCAUCUCUUCUGAUUUGAUGCACGAUUUCAAGACUGGUCAUCUCACUUUCACUUCCCCUCGAUCAAUGCUUGUAAGCCAGGCUAUUGGGACAGCAAUAGGCUGUGUGGUAGCUCCUCUCACUUUCUUUCUAUUCUACAAGGCUUUUGAUGUUGGGAACCCACAUGGAGAAUACAAAGCCCCUUAUGCCAUCAUUUACCGGAACAUGGCAAUUCUAGGUGUUGAAGGCUUCUCUGCCCUACCCCAUCAUUGCUUGCAACUCUGCUAUGCGUUUUUUGCCUUUGCCAUAGCAGCCAACUUGCUGAGAGAUCUUAACCCCAAGGGUAUUGGGAAAUGGGUUCCUCUUCCAAUGGCCAUGGCUGUGCCUUUCCUUGUUGGUGCUUACUUUGCAAUUGAUAUGUGUAUGGGGAGUUUGAUUGUGUUUACAUGGCACAAGCUAAAUGACAGGCAGGCCAGUUUGAUGGUUCCUGCAGUUGCCUCUGGUUUGAUAUGUGGAGAUGGAUUAUGGAUUCUCCCUUCAUCAAUCCUUGCUUUGGCCAAGAUACAUCCUCCCAUCUGCAUGAACUUCUUUCCAUCCAGGUAAAAUUUCUUUGCGACUGAGAGAGAAAGGAUAAAUGGGAUGAUCUGACACGAGUGUUAGACAAGCAUAGGAAUGAUAGUCUGUUUCAAUUUAAGUAUAAUAAUGCAGCAUUUUGAAUUAGUGUACCAAAGCUGCCACAGAAUUUGCAUGUAAAUGAUCUCAAGUGGGAGGGAAGCACUGGUCAUUGACACUGUAAACGACCAAGUUGGACUAAACUUGCUCAGUUACUCUGUCUGUAUUAAAUGAAUGAUUACCAACUUAAGCUGCUAA
Messenger RNA from Carya illinoinensis, 2901 nucleotides. RefSeq names its product metal-nicotianamine transporter YSL3-like. The record is from RefSeq and is a predicted model, not a curated record. Gene Ontology annotation, molecular function: iron-nicotianamine transmembrane transporter activity; oligopeptide transmembrane transporter activity. Gene Ontology annotation, biological process: seed development; response to iron ion. The coding region runs from base 637 to 2634 and encodes 665 amino acids. The transcript is spliced from 8 exons. Gene Ontology annotation, cellular component: plasma membrane. NCBI's taxonomy places the organism in Eukaryota, Viridiplantae, Streptophyta, Magnoliopsida, Fagales, Juglandaceae.